AUGCGGAGCUCACUGAGGCCCGCGCUCGGGGGUGGGACGCUUCAGCUACCGGCCUGCUUCCUAACGCUUUACAGUUGUCCAGGCAGCUGCAGCGACAUAAAUGCAGAAAAUGGUCAGGGCCAAGUAGGACUGGGGAAGUUCUGGCCAUUCCAAGGAUUCACUGCUCCAGUAUUCCGGCUCUUACAACUUAUACUCCACCAGAUUGUACCCCACGGCCUGUUCUGGACAGAUGAGAUAGCUCAAGAAUUAAUGACCAGGGUGGAGCACCUCACCCGACUUCACCUCCAGAAUCCAUGCCAGAAGGAUGGAGAGGCAGUUCUCCCCGACUACAACCACUGGGGCGAGGCAAGAAACCCUGUGAUAGGCCCCUGCUAUUUAGGGGACAAGCAAGAGAAGAAACUUCAACUCUUAUUCCCCAAGAAGAGUCCAGCAGUCAAGGUGAACAGGGACCGAUGCUUUGCCACCAGAGUAGGUCCAAAGGCCCCGAAACAAGAAGCAACCCACCCCACCAAGGGUUUCUUUGGGUCAUUCCCCACUGUGGGCCUCAACCUUGUUGCGGACUGA
This is a messenger RNA of Acomys russatus (golden spiny mouse), 564 nucleotides long. RefSeq names its product regulated endocrine specific protein 18 (gene Resp18). Lineage: Eukaryota; Metazoa; Chordata; Mammalia; Rodentia; Muridae. The record is from RefSeq and is a predicted model, not a curated record. Gene Ontology annotation, cellular component: endoplasmic reticulum.